AAGGAACUAAUGAUGUUAUCACUGGAACUGCAGCUGUUUCGCCAGCCACUGGAACGAAUCUGUACGUAACGAGAAUUUUCCACCUAUUUGAUAAACCCGAGGACCCCUGGGAGACGCAAUCGCGCGGGAGCACAUGGAUCUUGACCCUUCAGUCUAAUCGCUGGCGCACCCCGAAACAAGUGAAACUAUAUAGUCGCCCAGCCGAGCGAUCCGUUGAUCAGUUAGCUACAAAAUAUGAAGUCGGUCACGUUCGUACUCUGCCUGCUCGUUCUGGGCGCCCACUCGCUGCUGGUGUUCGCCGUGGAUUGCGAGAUCGGUGGGCAUCAGUUCAAGACCGGAGAGAAGUACACGCCGGAAGGCCGCUGCCUGCAGUACACCUGCAAGGGACCCAAACAAGUGACUGCCUUGGGAUGCCCGGCCAUCGCCUCCCUGAGGCCCUGCAAAAUGGAAGAGGAUCUGAGCAAACCCUAUCCCGGCUGCUGUCCCAAGUUCAACUGCUGACAACGCCUCGCAAGUCGAACUGCAAUUGUGAAAUGAACUAUGAAAACUGAAUAUAUAACUAUAGAAACAUA
Molecule: messenger RNA, 572 nt
Organism: Drosophila simulans
Lineage: Eukaryota; Metazoa; Arthropoda; Insecta; Diptera; Drosophilidae
Gene: ssp7
Exons: 3
Coding region: 235-501 (88 amino acids)
Source: RefSeq, a predicted model, not a curated record